Molecule: messenger RNA, 2283 nt
Organism: Saccostrea echinata
Lineage: Eukaryota; Metazoa; Mollusca; Bivalvia; Ostreida; Ostreidae
Product: sperm flagellar protein 1-like
Exons: 7
Coding region: 135-953 (272 amino acids)
Biological process (GO): regulation of cytoskeleton organization
Cellular component (GO): axoneme
Molecular function (GO): microtubule binding
Source: RefSeq, a predicted model, not a curated record
UCGUUGACAACAAAACAGCAAUGGACGCUUUCUACGCACUUCUGUGUAUUUAGUGAUAAAAGAAAUUAAUUACUGUAAAAUCUGUACGGUAUGUCAUGAUAGGAACAUUUUCACGGUUCUCAGUGUAAAGAAGAAUGUCUGUAGAUAAAAUCCACCCAGUUGAAUCCGGCCUGGAUUAUUUCGACGAUGAGGAGUUGGAGAAUCUUUACACAUGGAUUGACAGCAUCCCUCUCUCCAGACCAAAGAAAAACGUAGCAAGAGAUUUUGCUGAUGGAGUGUUGGUGGCUGAGAUAGUCCAGAAUUUCUUCCCUCAGCUGGUGCAAAUGCACAACUACACCCCAGCGAAUGCUACCAAUCAAAAGAAGGAAAACUGGCUCGUCCUCAACAGAAAAGUGUUUAAAAAACUGAACUUUGAACUCUCGGAUGCCCUUAUUCGGGAUUUAGUGAAUGCCAAGCCAGGAACCAUUGAGUUACUUUUAAGAAUGCUGAAACGGAAAAUUGAAAUGGCAGAGUGGGAAAUGAAGAGAAACCCUCCACAGCGGCAUGCUGGAGGUAGGAGAAAUGAAAGUGAUCAGCCUGAGGCGGACCAAAAUAUAGGAUCCCCUGGGCGGAGUCGGAAGGGAGUGAGUCCUACUAGAGGAGGAGGAGGGUAUUUUAAACGGCAUGCUGAUAGCAAGGAAGUUGUAACACUUGAUAAGCUAUUAAGGCCUAGCAACUAUACAGAGAAGCCUAAACAAAGAAGAAUCCCAGCACAUUUAACUGAGGCAAACUCUGUACCUAGGCUUCUGUUUGAGGAUAAGGUCCAGGAAUGUCUUGCCAAAGAUGAAACCAUAGAGUUUUUGAAAGCAAAGGUCCGUCGUUUGGAACGUCUCAUUCAAUUGAAAGAUGUUCGCAUCGAUGAUCUUCAGAAUCGAGUGGAGUCCAUGCGUCCAACGGGGAACCUAAAGCGGUGAAAAUAGACAUUGACCGGGUCAAGGCUGACAAAACAGAAGUAUACUCUAUCACUGUUUACACAAAAUUGUGAUAAAUGGACUUUGGACAGAACAAAAGGAUAUUUUUACUCAAAUGAUUUGACUAACCUUUUAACAAGGGAGUUAAUUUGUACCUUAAUCAAAAUUACUACUGAAUUUAUUUUUUUUUAAUUUAAGUCAUAUUUUAACUAUAAAUGGUUGUUAUUUUAAAGAAUGAAUUUUCUCAUAUACUAAGUAUGAUCCCUCUUGCUGUUUGCUUAAAAUUCACAUUUUUUGGAAUUGGAUUGUCAAUUUAAUAGGGUACACUUCUUUUAUUCUUGUAGAAAUUAUGAAGAGCUUGGUAGUUUUCCAAUUUUAACGUAAUACGCUGGAAUAUUUAAGGGAACAGUAGUUGAAUACAGUGGGUUUUUUUUUUUUUUUUUUUUUUUUUUAAAUGUAUUGUUGUUCACUGAAAUGUAGUGCAUUUCCUUUGUUCUUAUUUCAUUAUAAAUCAGGGAUAAAUAUAUAAACUUGUAAUAGAAGGUUAUUUUUAUUAAAAGUUCAGCCAUAUUUGCAGAAACUUUGCCAAAAGACUUUUUCAGAUUAUUAUUCUUUCUAAAUUUACGAAUUGUUUUAAGAGGCAGUCCACCGAAAAACCAGGCAAUGGGUGGCACAUCGCAUGUCAUGGAUUUUAAUUAUUUUUUGCAUGGAGACUUAUUAAAGCAAGUGUUUACACAUGACAACAUUAAAAAAAAAAUUAGUGCUCCACUAGUCCUAUUUUUGGUAAAUGCUUAAUUUUAAGUGCAAAAAGGUCAACAUUAGGGUAAAAAAAAUUACUACGUUUUUAUUUUGUUUUAUAUGUAACAGAUACUCAAAAGCUGGAUGUGUCGAUGAAUAUUAUUUAUAGCAUAGACUCUUAUCUUUUAUUUUAUUAAUGAAUAAGACUCCAAUUUAUACUUCUUUAGAAAAAAUUUUAUGGUCCAAAUUUGAGUUAAGCAAGUAACUUUUUGAAUUCAGUAUCCAAUUUUCAUUACGUUAUAAAACCCAAUACAUUACAAGGACAGAUUUUUUUUCUUAUGUUAUUAUGAAUACAAAGUACAAACUUUUGAAUCACUCAAUAAAAUCAGUGGGAACAGGUAUAUUGAAAGAAAUAAAAGGAGUCAAAUUUACCUUUUUUUUUUUUUUUUUUAAUAAUUUUCCCAAAUGAAACCGAUCCCGACCGGAAUUAUAUAAAGAAAAAAAUACUAUAAUUGUAAUGUUAAAUUUGGCUCUUUUGUUGUAAUAUGAGUAAAAACUUUCUUGAUUUAUUUUUUUUAACAUGUUAUAUAGGUGG